AAAUACAACAAAAAAACAAUAAGUGAAAAGAUGUUCUUCAUUAUAUUUCUUGGAUUCGUGCUAGUAUUACUAUACUUAUACAUCACCCAAAAUUUCGAUUAUUGGAAGAAAAGAGGAAUCAGUUAUUUGGAGCCAAGUUUCCCAUUUGGAAACAUCUUCCCUUUGGUUACCUUCAAGAAAUCUUACGCGGAUUUAAUGGCACAAAUCUACAAUUCCUCCAAAGAAUCCAUCGUCGGCUAUUGGAUCUUCAACAUACCGUUCUUGCUGAUUAGAAGCCCUGAACUGAUCAAAAAUAUAUUCGUCAGAGAUUUUGACCACUUCAGCGAUCGCGUUUCAUCCUCCAUCAAAAUCGACCCCUUCGUCGAGAAAGCUCUAUUCUGUUUGGAUUUCCACGACUGGAAGAUUCUGCGUUCAAAACUCUCACCUUCAUUCACAACUUCGAAGUUGAAGAAUGUCAUGCACAUCUUCAAUCAAUCUUCUAACGAAAUGGUCGAAUAUUUGGAUGAAGUUUCUGGAGAUGCUGUGGAUUGCAAGCUGAUUUCCAGUCGUUUAACGGCGAACGUUUUCGCCGGAUGGAUUUUCGGCUAUAAAAUAAAUUGCUUCAAAGAUGUUGAUAAUGAGUUUUUCGUUUAUUCGCAUAAACUUUUGGAACCCACUGUAGCGAAUUUCAUUAGAUUUGUUGGUGUUUUCGUCAUGCCUGAAAUUGCGACUUUCUUUAAAGUCAAUAUGUUCAAGAAGAGAGAUUUGGACUUUUACAGGCGUCACUUUUGGAAGUCGGUGAAUUUGCGCGAAGAAUCUGGUGUGAAUAAUAACGAUUUAAUUGAUUGUUAUGUCCAAUUGAAUAAGGAAGGAGAUUUGGGAGAUGGAUUUACUUUAGAUGAAGAUAGCCUUUCGGGUCUAGCCAUACAAUUCUUCUUAGCUGGCUACGAAACUACAAGCUCUUUGAUUUCAUUCACCCUCUACGAAUUAGCCAUGAACGAAGAUAUCCAACAAAAAUUAAGGCAUGAAAUCUUCGAUAGCUUAGCUGUUGAAGAAGAUGGUAACUUUAGUUACGAGAAUAUCAUAGAUCUCAGUUACUUGAAUAAAGUCAUAUCAGAAUCUUUGAGGAAAUAUCCGACACUUCCACUCAUAGAAAGAAAGUGCGUGAAGGAUUACCAAAUCCCAGGAACCAAAAUUAUUAUUGAAAAAGGCACAAAAUGCCAAUUUUCUCCUAUCGGAUUACAUCAUGAUCCUGAAUUCUUUCCAAAUCCAGACAUUUUCGAUCCUGAAAGAUUCUCACCUGAAAACGUAAAAACUCGUCCUCCCUACGUUUACAUGCCUUUUGGUCAUGGACCUCAUAAUUGCAUAGGAAAAAAAUUCGGUUUGUUGACUGCCAAAAUUUGCAUCGCCCAAAUCCUAACGAAUUUCCAGAUUUUACCCACUGAAAGUACACCGAAACGUAUCGAAAUUGACAGCAUAAUGUUUCUGAUCAAACCGAAGGAUGUUUUCUUAAAAUUUGUAAAAUUGUAAUUUUCCUAGAAGAAAU
Molecule: messenger RNA, 1525 nt
Organism: Nicrophorus vespilloides
Lineage: Eukaryota; Metazoa; Arthropoda; Insecta; Coleoptera; Silphidae
Product: cytochrome P450 6k1-like
Exons: 4
Coding region: 31-1509 (492 amino acids)
Molecular function (GO): oxidoreductase activity, acting on paired donors, with incorporation or reduction of molecular oxygen; heme binding; iron ion binding
Source: RefSeq, a predicted model, not a curated record